This is a messenger RNA of Melitaea cinxia (Glanville fritillary), 1930 nucleotides long. RefSeq names its product ankyrin-3-like. Lineage: Eukaryota; Metazoa; Arthropoda; Insecta; Lepidoptera; Nymphalidae. Gene Ontology annotation, molecular function: protein binding. Gene Ontology annotation, cellular component: ciliary inversin compartment. Bases 60 to 1910 code for a protein of 616 amino acids. The record is from RefSeq and is a predicted model, not a curated record. The transcript is spliced from 9 exons. Gene Ontology annotation, biological process: intracellular signal transduction; protein localization to ciliary inversin compartment.
UAGAACAUAUUACUCCUUUUAAUGUGAUUCUUAUAAUGUAAAUAUUAUACUUAUGUGUAAUGGAUAAAUCAAUAGAGGAAAAAUUAUAUGAUUCAAUAAUUGUAGAAGACUUAGAGUCUAUAUCAAAUUUAUUAUCACAAGGUCCUAAUGCAAACAAAAUAACUAGUCAUGGCAAAACAUGCUUGGGAGAAGCUGCUUAUAAAGGAAGUGUAUUUAUUACAAAAAUGUUAAUAGAAUUUUCUAAAGAUGAUUGCACAGAGGAGAAAAUUUUUCAAAAUUAUUAUAAAAAGAAAUAUUCGAAGUCACAAAAGAGAAAACUUCGUAGUUCUGGACAUCAAGAUGAAACGGUAGUGAAGUGUAAGAAUUUAAAUGAAAGAAUACCAAAAGUUGAUAAAACAAAUAAAUAUGUUUCAUUACAAGGUAGCCACUAUGGAAAUAAUCAGGGCUAUUUUGUUGUUAUACAUAAUGAUGGUUCUAGUAUUGAAGAAAGUAAAAUUGGUAACUUAAAAUCACCUGUAAGUUCUAGUUCAUUAGUUUCAAGUCCACAAGCAGAGCUAGAAUGGGAUGAAGAGAUUACUAAUGUUGCUCCUACCACUAGUGAAGAUGAAAGCUGGACUGCCAUGUAUAGGUGGUAUGCAGCCAUAUUAGAAUGUACAGGUACUGCAUUAGCUUCUGCUACAGUAGUUACAAAUGGACUUAACCAACUUGAUGCUUUUAUGAGAACUGCUUUACACUAUGCUGCAGAACAAGGUCAUACAGAAAUUGUUAAGCUUUUGAUAGAUGCAGGUUGCAAAGUAGAUAUUGCUGCCGGUGAUGGACUGACGUCUUUACAUAUUGCUGUAAUGAGGAAUCAUAAAGAUAUUGUUGUACUGCUUCUUGAAGCAGGAAGCCAUGUUAAUUAUAAAACACAUGAAAAAAUGACUCCUUUACAUUUUGCAGCAUCUAGGGGGUAUGUGGAACUGGUAAGGAUUUUAGUUACUAAAGGGGCUUACCUAGAAGCAAGAGAUACAAGUGAACGCACAGCUCUAUACUUAGCAGCUGGACGUGGUCACGAAGAAGUUGUCAAGUUCCUUGCUUCUGUUGGAGCUAAUGUGAAUGGAGAAGAAAUUCAUGGCUACACACCUUUAUGCGAGGCAGUCUGGCAUAGAUAUGCGAAAGUUGUUGAAAUCCUCCUAGCUACAGGAGCAAGAAUAACACAUUCACACAAACUUUUGCACAAUGCUAUUAUUCAACGUCAGGAAGAUAUUGUCAAAUUGCUUGCUGACAUUGGAGGUGGUAUUAAUUUGCACGAUGACAAUGGAGAUACUCCUUUGUUAUUAUCAGCUAGAUUAUCUCAGCCUGCUGUUGCUCUAUCCCUAUUGCAAAGAGGUGCAAAUAUAAAUUCUUGCAACAAUAUAACGGGAGCUAGUGCACUUCACAUAGCCGUGGAGAGCAUAGACUGUCCAAAUACAUUUGAAGUCCUACUUUGUCAUUUGUUGGAAUAUGGGGUUCAUUUAAAUGUUACUGCUCUGACUGGUGAUACAGCCCUUAACCGAGCAUUGCUUCUUCAAAAAGAUGAUGCAGCUGUUUUGUUGAUACGUCAUGGUGCCGACGUUAAUGCAUGCGAUUUACAUUCGCGUGGCUUAGACAAUUUGACGAUAGCUAGUAGGCGGCGAACAACAAACCUUGCAAGGCUGCUUAUAAAAGCAGGCCACCAUAUACCUAUCCCUGAUACUAAUUCUCCCGUACCGAAACAAGAUACCACAUUAAAUUGGUUGUACUAUAUUUGUAGGGAGCCACUGACUUUAUUAGACAUUUGCAGAAUUCGAAUAAGAAGUUGUUGUGGAAAUAUGAUUAUGUUUCAUUAUAUAAAUGCUUUACAUUUGCCAAAGACUUUAAAAAGAUUUCUUAUGUUAGAAAACGAAGCUUAAUAUAUUAUUAUUAAAAGUUU